Staurois parvus is the source of this 360-nucleotide messenger RNA. NCBI's taxonomy places the organism in Eukaryota, Metazoa, Chordata, Amphibia, Anura, Ranidae. The record is from the annotation of a GenBank genome assembly.
CCUUCUUCUACCAUCACCGAUCGGAAACGCAGCCGUCCCUUCCUGUACCAUCACCGAUCGGCAACGCAGCCGUCCCUUCCUGUACCAUCACCGAUCGGCAACGCAGCCGUCCCUUCCUGUACCAUCACCGAUCGGCAACGCAGCCGUCCCUUCCUGUACCAUCACCGAUCGGCAACGCAGCCGUCCCUUCCUGUACCAUCACAGAUCGGCAACGCAGCCGUCCCUUCCUGUACCAUCACCGAUCGGCAACGCAGCCGUGCCUUCCUGUACCAUCACCGAUCGGCAACGCAGCCGUCCCUUCCUGUACCAUCACCGAUCGGCAACGCAGCCGUCCCUUCCUGUACCAUCACCGAUCGGCAA